AUGGGCAAAAUCCAAGACACGGACGACAAGAAGAAGAAGAGGCCACGUCGAGGCACCAAUACCAGUGAUGGCAGCACAACAGGGGAUGUGUUGGAGUUGAUUCGAGAACAUCAACGGGGGAGCACCGAUGAGGAAAUCAAGGCGGCCGCCAAGACAGGCCAGACGCCCAUGGCACCAGGAGAAACAACCACUCGAAGACGACCUCCUCGCAAGACACGCUCGACACCCGUGACGGCCCGCGAAGCCGAACUCAUGAGGACAUCCACAACGGCAAGACGACGACGAAGACCGACCACCAGUGGUAGACCCUCCGUGAGAACUUCAACCAGUACAGCUACUAGAAGUAGUACUACGAGUAUUGCACCCCGCAAUGGCGAACGACAACAACGGCGCAUUCGACCUUUGAAUCGAACACGGACCGAUCCCCCACAACGACCGCCCAAAAGGACUCUAUCGAGGAAUAGUCGUCGCACUCGUAGAGAUUCCGACGAUAGCGGGGAUCUGGAUGCCGAAGUGUUGUACGCCAUUGCACAAGCGCAAAACAGCAGCAGCAAAGAUGCACCAUCAAGCAGCAGAAAUGAUCGGGACGAAAAACUGCAGGCCAAGACGAGGCAAUUCGAUGCAGCCAAGGGGGAAACCAACAAGAAAUCAGCUGCUCCCAAAAAAACAACGGGCCCUCUGUAUCCCACAAUAAUUCCAGAAAAUGACAAGGGCAAUCUAGUUGCAGCAGAGGAUCUGGUGCCUCUGUACCCCUCACAACGAGAUGCGGCGCUGAAGAAGGAACCGCGAGCUGUAAGGCCCACAACAAAUAACGCUGUUGUGGGUGCUGCCAGAACCAAGACAGACCUCAACAACAACAAACCCAUUGGAAAGCGGAGGCUUUAUCCAUCGGUGCCAGACAACGAAUCGGACAAUCUGUCAGCAGCGGACAAGAUUGUUCCUCUGCCAGCAUCCAAGGAAAAGGUUGCCUACAAGAAACAAACCCAAAAGGCAACAAAUCCAGGUGCUGUAGGUGUUGGUGUUGCGACGUCCAAGUCUGUAGACAGACAGACCGGUCCUGCUACCACCGUCGCGGACAGUGAGUCAAACAAUCUGCGAGGUUCUGCUGAUUCCGAGCAGAGUGGGGAUGAAGUGGACCGUUUUGAAGACGACGACUUAUUGGAUGAGGAUGAGGAUGAGUUUGACGAUGAAGAUGAAGCUGAGUAUGACGAGGAGGAAGACGAAUCGGGGCGACCUGGUGCCUAUUCCGAAGCACCUGGUGGACACACCACACGAAACGUUGCCAUUCGACCUUCCAUCAUUAAUCGUGGCAGAAGCAACACACUUCACACCGAACACAGUAAUUCCACACUAGAUUUUAUGGAGGAAGACGAAGCGUCGUGGGACGACGAAGAUUCCUCCAUGAUGGAGGACGACGACGAAGACAAUCCACCGGGUGGAGACUACCUCGUCCAGGCCACUCUGGUGGAAGAUGACAGUCUUCGAAGAGAACCUUCCCGAGAUUCUGCCGACAUGGCCCCGUUGAUAGUGGCUGCCCAACCGGCCAGCAGUUCCCUGGAAAAUCUGCUAAAGAGCAAACGAGUUCUAGGAUGUGGUCUGUUGGCCCUCCUCAUUGUCGCAGGGUGUAUCACCGUGGGUGUCGUAUGUGGUACGGGCAAUUGUUCAUCAGCCUCCGUUGACAGAGACGGCCCCCCACAAAGUCCAUUCAUUGCGGUGCCAUCGGAUCCGCCAAAGGACCCUUCCACAGCAACUGUGUUUCCAAGAAAUGACACCACAACUCCUCCAACAGCAGACACCAGCAGUCCCUCCUCUCCCCCAACGGCUCAGAGUUCCAGCGCACCAAGCGCAAUUUUGGAUGUCUUGGAGGGUCUAAAUCUGCCCGAAUACACACGCAAUGCUCUCACGAAUCCGUCAUCCCCCCAAGCACAAGCGUAUGAUUGGCUGAGGGAGGACGCUGCAACCUACGGAAAAGAACGCCUUCUUCAACGCUUUGCGCUUGCCACCUUGUAUUACGGGACGCAAGGCGACAAUUGGAAUGCAAAGGAUGGUUGGCUUUCGCACUCUGAAAGUGAGUGUUCGUGGUGGAUGGGGCAGCCCGCGUCAAGGUUGCAAAAGACAUGCGACGAUUCAUCCAACUUGAAGCACCUCGUUCUGGAGCAAAAUGAACUCGCUGGGUCCCUGCCUCCAGAAGUGGGGUUGCUCUCUUCUUUGGAGUUCUUUGACCUGUCCGGGAAUGCACUCAGUGGGGAGUUGCCUGUUUGGGAUUCCCAGUCCGGAGACACCACGCUGAGGACACGAGUUCCCGCGACCAUGAUAGAAUAUCGUUUGGCAAGAAACAGGUUUUACUCUACCAUACCCACAGAAAUUGGUCUGUUGACAUCCCUACAAUCCAUUGAUUUACAACUGAAUUUCCUUCUUGGCAGCAUUCCACCAGAGUUGGAAAAUCUAAGCGACCUGAAAUUCUUUUCCGUCUCUACAAAUCCAGAACUGACCGGGACCAUGCCUUCGUCCCUGUGCAGCAUUGAGAACCUUCAUUUCGAGUGCUCCAAUGAUUUGUGCGGUUGCCAAUGCGAAUUUUGUAACUCGGAAACAGAAUCACCGACCGAGACACAAUCGCCGACCGAGGUAGAAUCAUCCUUGAGCUUUGACUGGGAUUUUGCCGAUUUUCUGGCUCUGCCACAAUACACAAGAGAUGCUCUGCAGAAUAGAUCCUCCCCUCAGUUUCGUGCCCAUGAAUGGGUCAAGGAGGAUUACAAUGCUGUACCGUAUGGCGCUGAAGAACUGCUUCAGCGAUUUGUUCUCGCUACUCUCUUUUACAGCACAGGUGGUGAAAACUGGAGGGAAAACGAUGGCUGGAUGUCACACCAAGUAAAUGAAUGUUCUUGGUGGAUGGGUAGUGCGGGCGUGAUGAAUGAUCGGUGGAUCCCAGAAGAAGUUUGUGAUCAGUCACGAUCCUUCAAAAUGCUGGGUCUUACUGAAAAUGGACUUGUUGGAACAGUGCCGCAAGAAGUUAGCUUGCUGUCAUCUCUGGAGCACAUUUACUUGUCUGGGAAUCAGCUCACCGGUCCAUUGCCUAUAUGGGAGUCUCAAUCUAGCCUGCCAUUCUUGCAGACGAUGUAUCUGUCUGGGAAUCAAUUGGCAUCUACAAUCCCUUCAGAAGUCAGACAUCUGACGUCACUGCAACAUCUGGACCUUUCUUCCAACAAACUUUCAGGACAACCGCCAUUGGAAAUUGCAGAGCUCAGCAAUCUGCUUGAAGUCAUCCUUGGAGAGAAUGCUGAUCUUUCUGGGACGAUCCCUGAAGAAGCGUGCAACGUAGUCUUGUUUGAUUGCUCAAGCAAGUUGUGCGGGUGUGACUGUCCCUGCACCCCAUCAGUGCCAAUGGAGCCAGCCAGUGAACCAGCCAGUGCACCGAUCGCUUCGGUGGAUUCCCUAGAGCUCCCACAGUACACAAGAGAUGCCCUGCAGAACACUGCAUCUCCUCAAUCAAAGGCAUAUGAAUGGCUGAAGGAUGAUUUCGACAUUGCAGGAAUUUAUGACGCUGAUCGCUUGCUCCAGCGCUUUGCUCUUGCAACCCUGUUCUAUAGUGCGGGUGGUGAAAGCUGGGAUCACAGGGGUGGUUGGCUCUCUUCCGACAACGAGUGUACCUGGUGGAUGGGUUCAAAAUCAGUUGGCUACUGGCCAGCUGAAGUAUGCGAUGAAUCAUCGUCAUAUGUCAUCAUGGUUCUAAUUGAGAAUGGUCUGGUUGGCACUAUUCCACAGGAGAUUAGCUUGCUAUCAUCUCUUGAACAGAUGCACUUGGAGGAUAAUCAGCUCAGUGGGAGAGUGCCUGUUUGGGAGUCUCAACAACCCAUUUUGGGGGCUUUGUAUCUUGCUCGGAAUGCAUUUUCAUCUACCAUUCCGACGGAGAUUGGGCUACAAAGUUCACUGUCAUUCCUUGACGUCAGUGCCAACCAGUUGACGGGUGCUGUACCACGAGAAAUUGGCAACCUCCGUGACCCAGUUGAAGUCAACCUGUUGCAAAAUGAUGGCCUUUAUGGAACCAUUCCCGCCUCCCUAUGUGGCAUUCCGUCUCUUAAAGUUGGAUGCUCAGAUAUUUUGUGCGGAUGUACAUGUCCCCCCUGUGUUGCUUCAUCGAUGGAUUCCAUGCCAUCAGUUAGUUCGCCACCAAGCGCGGGCCCAGUUGCUCCGAUUCCAUCGCUGUCCAAUGAUUCACCCCAAGAAACAAGUUACGAAUGUUUUGGCACGAAAGAUGAUUUGGACAUUGCGCUAGAUUCCGACUACGCAGACACCAGCGGCGACAUCUACAACUCGUAUGGGCCGAUUGAAAACUGGUGUUUCAAAGCAAAUGUGAACAACUUUACCGCGUUGUUCCUGAACAGAAGACUAACACACGACAUCAACGCCUGGGACGUAUCGAGUGUGCGCGAGAUGGACUACAUGUUUUGGAAUGGUGAAUACACCGGAUCGCUCUCUAGCUGGCAUGUUGCACGAGUAACAAGCAUGUCGGGUUUGUUUUGGAACACUAGCUCCUUCACAGACGACCUAAGCAGCUGGGAUGUGAGCAAGGUCAAAUGGAUGACCCAAAUCUUCGCAGACAAUUUUGCAUUUGUCGGGGAUGUAUCGACGUGGAAGACCUCUAAUGUAUUCUUUAUGGCGUCAGCCUUCGCCGGUGGCACGUUCAAUUCUGAUAUCUCUCAAUGGGAUGUAUCUUCUGCUGACAGCUUCAACGUGCUUUUUGCUGGGAAUCCCGCCUUCAAUCAAGAUUUGAGUAGCUGGGAUGUGCAGAGAGUGACCGACUUUAGUCUCACGUUUGAUGGGGCCACAGCGUUCAACUCCGACAUUAGUGGCUGGGAUGUGUCAAGUGGCAUGGACUUUUUUAAUAUGUUUUCGUCUGCGUUCGAGUUCAAUCAAAAUUUGUGCGGUUGGAAAAUAAACGCAGAAGCCAAUGUCACGGAAAUGUUUUCUAUGAGCAGCUGCGAAUCAGAGGCACCUCCCGAUCUUCUGGCAGACCCCAAAGGGCCACUCUGCGCUGAGUGCGAGGCGGGCAAUAUCUUCGAUAAUGGUUAG
Molecule: messenger RNA, 5070 nt
Organism: Seminavis robusta
Lineage: Eukaryota; Bacillariophyta; Bacillariophyceae; Naviculales; Naviculaceae
Source: the annotation of a GenBank genome assembly